This is a messenger RNA of Belonocnema kinseyi, 1069 nucleotides long. RefSeq names its product putative cuticle collagen 155. The record is from RefSeq and is a predicted model, not a curated record. Lineage: Eukaryota; Metazoa; Arthropoda; Insecta; Hymenoptera; Cynipidae. The transcript has 2 exons. Bases 64 to 948 code for a protein of 294 amino acids.
UCUUCUAAAAUUCAUCAGUUUCAUCGCAAUUCUAGAAAAUUCAAUUUUUUAUAAUUUAAGAAAAUGAAGUUCUUCCUUGCUGCUGUGCUUUUUGCCUCUGCGAUCCUUGUUGAAUUAGGUUCAUCGCUACCAAUUGACGAUCCUGCUACUAAUGGUCUUCCAAUUGAUCCUAAGAAGGCUCAACAAUUGAAAAAUUCUGGAUCAUUAUCACAGCCAAUUGACAAUGCUUCUACUGAUGCUCUUCCCAGCGAUGCUAAACUGCCAAGUGGCGAUUCUCUUACUGCUGCUCCUGCCAGCGAUCCUAAACAGACUAAACAAGUGAAAAAGCCAAUUGACGAUUCUCUGACUUAUGCACCUGCCUGUGAUGCGAAGAAGGAUGCACAGUCUGGAAAACCUGGACCAUUGAAAAAGCCGGCCCAAUCUGGAAAUACUGUCCCUAAAAAUCAUGAACAUAAACAUAAAAAAACAACACAUAAACAUAGACACCAUGGACGUCAUGGAAAUAGUAAACACCAUGGACACCAUGAUUGUCAAGUACACCAUGGACAUAAUGGACCAUCUGAGGAAACAGGAAAACCCGUACUACCAGGAAAAUCAGGUAAACCAGUAGUACCAGAACAGCCAGAACAAUCAGGAAACCCAGUUGAACCAGAUCAAUCAGCACAACCAAACAAAUUAGUACAACCAAAUCUACCAGCACAACUGCCAAAAGCAGGAAAAUCAGGACAAUCAGGAAAACCAGUAGUACCAGCAGAAUCAGGAAAUCCAGUUGAACCAGAUCAAGCAGCGCAAGCGGGAAACCCAGUGGAACCAGAUCAAUCAGCACAGUCGCAACAACUGGGAAAAGCUGGACAACCAGGAAAAACUAAAACACCUGGAAAAACUGAAAAGUCAGAACAAAUUGGAACAACUCCAGUCAAGCCAGACGCAUCUGAAGAUGAGCAGUAAGCGCUUUUUUGAAUAAUCAAAGAGUCCACGAUUACGCUUUGCUUUGUAAAGUUUGAGCAUAUUUCUUAUUUGGACCUUUUGUAAAGAAUCUGAUAUUGUUUGAAAUAAAAACAUUAUCAAA